Colias croceus (clouded yellow) is the source of this 775-nucleotide messenger RNA. RefSeq lists its product as uncharacterized. The record is from RefSeq and is a predicted model, not a curated record. The transcript is spliced from 3 exons. Lineage: Eukaryota; Metazoa; Arthropoda; Insecta; Lepidoptera; Pieridae. Bases 66 to 755 code for a protein of 229 amino acids.
UCGAAGCCUGAAGCGGCUUGACGCGCUCCCGACGGCUCGAGCAGUCCGUGUACGGCGGUGAAUGAAUGUCUAUAGUUCCCCGCGCGGUCGCGGCGUCAAGCCGUCGGUCUCAACUGCUUGAAGCUGUCCGUGAAGCCUGGCACACCCACGAGUACAGGCGGCACCCUCGAGGUCUGAAAAGCGAUGUCCAUUAUCAGUCCAAACGUCACAUGCUUCCCCGCGAGAUUGAAGCACGGAAGCGGUUAAGUACUCAGACUCCGAAGGAAGGGAGGAAGAAGCCUUCAGGCCACCUCAAACCAUUGAACGAAGAUGACAUGGAAAACGAUGAAGUAAUAUCAGUAGCUGUGGGCCCUCCAGCGAUCCGACCCCAAUACGAGAAAACAAUAAAACACCCCAGAACAACCCCCUCACAGAUCAAUGCAGGAACGAACAUAGUUAAAGAUGUACUAACACAGCUAGGAAGAGAAUUCCUAACCCAUCAAGUUACAGAAGACUUCGUUUUCGGACAAUAUAUAGGUAACUCUAUGAAAAACCUAACCAGCGAUUUGAAGCUCAAAAUGCAACACGAGAUUUUGGAACUUAUUGUCAAAUACCAGAAGGCUCAGAAUGGCGAAACUGUACAAACAACAACUGUACAACCGGAAGAGAAUAUCACUAACAGCAUUUUGAAGGAAAUUAAAGAUAUUAGGGACAGGAGAAAUGAGACUGACGAAGGGUGGCCCGAUUUCAAUAAUUUGGCUAAGAUCGUUGGUUAAAUAAAUUGUAUGUUAAAUUU